AUGCCGGCCCAUAGACAGUUCUUCGCAAAUCUGGACGAAAUCUGCUCGGCUGCAUCAUUCGUCACUGACCGCCCCAAAGGUAGUCGCCACCCACGUGUGCCCGAGGCAAUCUACCCAGUGGAUUACGGCUUUCUCCAAAAUACGGCGGGAGGAGACGGGGAGGGCAUUGACGUUUUCUGCGGGAGUGCAAAGGACAGCGGAGUAGUCGGUGUCUUUUUGACGGCCGACGUAGGGAAGCGGGAUGUGGAAGUAAAGGUCAUCCUCAACUGUACCCAGAGCGAAAUCGCAGAGAUUCAACACCUGUUACAUGACGUUUUAAACAUUGGAGGCUGCCUGAUUCCGCGAUACCGGUCCCUCAAGCAUCAGGAUCAGCAUGGCCCUUAUAAUCACCCGGACCUCCCGGAAUCUCUCAAGGGCCACCCCCCCAACCCCAAGGGUCUCGUCCUUCACCACCAAAUCACACCAGUUUACCCUCCGGUUAUAGUCAUGACAUCACUGAGAGUCCUCAUCUGCGGAGCAGGCAUCGCCGGACCCGCGCUAGCCUUCUGGCUCAGCAAAAUCGGCUGCGCCGUCACGGUCAUCGAGCGCACAUCCACAGCCCGACAUGUGGGCCAGCAGAUUGAUAUCCGCGCUCAAGGCGUAACCGUGAUGCGAAGGAUGGGCAUCGAGGCCGCGGUGCGCGCCCGCGUUGUCGACGAGCGGGGUACGCAGAUUGUUGAUCGCAACGGCAAGCGCAAGGCCUUCUUCGCCGCCAACAAGUCAGGCAAAGGCAGGCAAACAAUAUCCUCAGAGUUUGAAAUUAUGCGUCGCGACCUAUCAGUUAUCCUUUUCGACAUUACCAAAGAUAAGACGAAAUAUGUCUAUGGCAUACGGGUUCAGUCUUUUGAGCAACUGGGCGGCGACAAGGGGGUGCAUGUGAAGUUCUCAGAUGGCACGGAAGACAUCUUCGACCUGGUAGUAGGCGCAGACGGUCAAAAUUCCGAGUUGCGAAAGUUGCUCCUUGGUCCUGAUACGCCAGACCCUUUUUAUCCAUCGGGCACGUUGAUGGCAUGGGUAACUAUUCCAUCAGUCGAAGGCGAUCCAGAUACUUUCACCGGCUGCAUCGCUCCAGGUCGGAGAGCAAUCGGGACCCGUGUCGGUCGACCUGGAUGUCAGCAACUGUACCUUAUGGCCGUGGCCGACGACCUACCGGAAGGCCAUCCGUUGAAAGCCACGUUGAGAAAUGGCAGCACUGUGGCGAGCCAAAAGAAGGCUUGGGCCGACUACUUCGAGGAUGCGGGUUGGGAGGCGUCCCGGUUCACCCGCGACAUGGUGUCGUCACCUUUGGCAGACGAUUGGCAUGCCUGCGAUGUUGGGCAGGUGAGGAUGGAUUCUUGGUUCAAAGGGAGGGUCGCCCUGGUCGGGGACGCCGGCUUUUGCCCCUCGCCAGCUACCGGCAUGGGAACCGCUUGUGCCUUUGUCGGGGCAUAUGUUCUGGCUGGAGAGAUUGCCCGAACCUGCGGUCUCACCGCCGAGGGAAAUGCCGACGACGUGGACGUCGAAAAGGCCCGUCAGCGUGUCCCGGCUGCCUUGCAAGCCUACGACCAGAGACUGAGGCCUUUUAUCACCAAGGUCCACAAACGAGCACACCGUGGAAAAUUGCCGAGCUCAGCGCUGGGAAUUUCCUUCUGGUACUUUGCUUUAAGCUGCAUCGAGACUCUCAAGCUCGACAAGAUCGCCAGUCGCAUGCUUCCAGACGAUGUUAUUGGGUGGAACCUACCUGAAUACCCCGAGCUUGGAACAAGCAGAUGA
Molecule: messenger RNA, 1791 nt
Organism: Scedosporium apiospermum
Lineage: Eukaryota; Fungi; Ascomycota; Sordariomycetes; Microascales; Microascaceae
Exons: 2
Coding region: 1-1791 (596 amino acids)
Biological process (GO): phosphate-containing compound metabolic process
Cellular component (GO): cytoplasm
Molecular function (GO): inorganic diphosphate phosphatase activity; FAD binding; magnesium ion binding
Source: RefSeq, a predicted model, not a curated record